This is a messenger RNA of Episyrphus balteatus (marmalade hoverfly), 1813 nucleotides long. RefSeq lists its product as uncharacterized. The transcript has 2 exons. Lineage: Eukaryota; Metazoa; Arthropoda; Insecta; Diptera; Syrphidae. The record is from RefSeq and is a predicted model, not a curated record. The coding region runs from base 383 to 1747 and encodes 454 amino acids.
UCAAUGAAAACAUUCCAGACACAAGAAUUUUCCGUGUGAUUAUACAACCAAAGUUAAAGUAUGUUCACCGGGACAAAAUUGAUAAUUAUUUGUCAAAGGAUCUAAACAAUGUCAUUUACGAGCUUCGAAAUACCUUUGAAAAAAGUUCAUACUACUCCAUUUAUAAUCGGAUAUUUUUUGUGGAUUCAUUCAAUUCAUUUGGGUUUGUUGAUAGUUAUAAUUUCUUUUUAAAUAAUUUGUAUUGAUAUAAAAAUGUUUUUUUAGAGGACUUUUGAAUGAGGAACGAGUUCAUUCUUAUGAUAAGACUGGAGUUCGUCAAAAUUUCUACAUUAUACUCUUUCCAGAUUUUCCUAAAACAAAUGUAAAUGUUGAAAUCGAGGGAAUGAUUGAAAUAUGUUUCAGAGAACACAUCAUAAAUGUCAAUAUUCUAGUUGAUGAUGUCAAUUCUUCUACUACAAUUUACUCCUAUUAUCCUUUUAACCAAGAAAGAUGCAAAGAUACCACUCCAAUAGUUUACGAUCGAUAUAAAAAUGGAGUUUUCGAACGAAACACUUCUUCGUUUCCAAAAAAAUUAAGCAACCUUUGGAUGUGUCCUUUGGAAAUGGUCGUAUGGGAAAUACCAGGCUUUCUUUCUAUAGACAACCAAAAUGAGAUAUCCGGAAUUGAAGUGCGUUAUUUAGAAACCUUAGCAGAUAUUAUGAAUUUUACACUGAAAGCGGUUUUUUCACCAAAAGCUAGAGGAACAGUUUUUGAGAAUGGAACUAUUACUGGUGCUUUUAAACUUAUCAAUGAUGGUAUUGGUGACGUAAUGGCUGGAGUAACAUUAUGUUUGGAAUUGAGAACAAGACAUUUCGCUUGUUCGAAUGAAUACAAACGAACUUAUUUUGUAGUACUUCUUAAACGCUCGAAAACGUAUCAUAAUCUUGAGACAUUGUUAUUACCAUUUGAUAAGACUUCUUGGUUAUUGAUUUUAUUAUUUUUCAUUGGAAAAUGGAUUUUGCGAAACAUUUCCGAACACAAUUCUUCUAUAAAUUUUGGAGAAAUGUCAAAGAGAAUUGGUAUUUUUGUAUGGAUUUUUUCCAUUUUGAUUAUUCGAAGUUCUUAUGAAGGUUCAGUUUUUAAGUUUAUGCACAAUCGUCCGAGAAAACAUUUACCACAAAGUUUUGAAGAAGCAAAUAAAAGUGGUUAUACAUUUUUUUGUGAAUCUAUUAACUACGGAUUGAUACAGGACUUUACUAAUCUUUCGAAUAAUUUAAAACCCCUAGAUUUAUCUCCUUUGCAAUUUUUAGAAGAAUUUCUUAAAUUUGAUAAAGAUGAAAAAUAUGCAGCUAUAAUUGAAGAAAUGACAUUGGGUAUAUAUAAUCAAGACUAUACAAAAUUAGAACGUUUUUAUAUGAUUAAAAAGCCCAUAUUACAAUACCCUUUAUGUCUUUAUAUGCCAAAAUUUUCAUUUUUAACAGAAGAAUUUAAUAAGCAUAUUGAAAAUUUAAAUGCAAAUGGAUUGACAAAAGAGCGGUAUCAUAUUGUGGUGAAUGAUGAAUUGAAAAGAAAUAGUUCGAAAAUUAAACCAGUUAAAGUGAAAUAUCUUAAAGGUACUUUUGGAUUUCUUCAGACAUUUUUAGGGAUAAGUUUUGGUAUUUUUAUAUUGGAAGUGUUUUCACGGAGGAUAUGUUUGUUUUCAAAAAUUGUAUUUAAAAAUAUUGUUGGUAGAUUGAGUAGAAAAAAGAGGAUAGGAACGGUGCUGUAAUAAUUAGUUGUCAAUUAAAAUUUUAUCCUUGCUUAUUCUUAUGUAUUUUUCAAUGUUUUAUUAUCU